Lemur catta (Ring-tailed lemur) is the source of this 1475-nucleotide messenger RNA. RefSeq names its product transmembrane protein 37 (gene TMEM37). NCBI's taxonomy places the organism in Eukaryota, Metazoa, Chordata, Mammalia, Primates, Lemuridae. The record is from RefSeq and is a predicted model, not a curated record. Gene Ontology annotation, cellular component: membrane. Gene Ontology annotation, molecular function: voltage-gated monoatomic ion channel activity; calcium channel activity. The transcript has 2 exons. Bases 71 to 664 code for a protein of 197 amino acids.
CCGGGGAGACGUCGGGAGUCGGUGGCCCGGCGGCGGCCGAGCGGCGGCAGCGCGGCGACCCCGGCGCAGCAUGACGGCCAUCGCUGUGCAGGCCCAGAGGCUGUUGGGCCAAAGGAGGCCCCGCCGGUCCUUCUUUGAAUCCUUCAUCCGGACCCUCAUCAUCACGUGUGCCUCCCUGGCCGUGGUCCUGUCCUCCGUCUCCAUCUGUGAUGGGCACUGGCUCCUGGCCGGGGACCGGCUCUUCGGGCUGUGGCACUACUGCACCGCCACCAACCAGAGCGAGCCACGCUGCCUCAGAGACCUGGGUCAGGCCCACGUGCCCGGGCUGGCCGUGGGCGUGGGCCUGGCCCGCACCGUGAGCGCCUUGGCCGUGGUGGCCGCCAUUUUUGGCCUGGAGCUCCUCAUGGUGUCCCAGGUGUAUGACGACGUCCACUCACGGCGCAAGUGGGCCAUGGGCUCCGUCCUCCUCCUGGUCUCUUUUGUCCUCUCCUGCGGGGGGCUCCUGGGUUUUGUGAUCCUGCUCAGGAACCAGGUCACGCUCAUCGGCUUCACCCUGAUGUUCUGGUGCGAAUUCACUGCCUCCUUUCUCUUCUUCCUGAACGCCGUCAGUGGCCUUCACAUCAACAGCAUCACCCAUCCCUGGCAACAACCAAGGAAAUUUUAGGGCCCCCCCGCAACCCAGGGACAUCAGGUUCUACAAGAAAGUGUGGUCAGGAUGGGACUUUUCCAACAUGUGGCCUCUGGUGGGCUGGAGUAGGACAGUGACCUUGAGACUGCUGCUCCUUUGGGUGGUCGGCCGGAAAUGGCCCAGGGGCCUCUGCAGCUGGUCUGCAGGCCUGGAGGCCAGGAGGGUGCGUCAGUGCCACCGGCUGCACAACCUCGCCCAAAUUAGUAGGGCAUUGAUUAUAGAAGAAGAAAAACAUUUUUAAACUUUUCUUGAGUUUUCUUCCCUGGACUGGAAUAGAUUUGGAAGCAGCUUGAGUAGCUGGUGCCUGGGCUAGCUGCACAGCCAAGCCCGGUUCACGCCUAUUUUAUUGACGCCAUGCUGGGAUAUGGGCUAUGGGAUCCCAGGAGUGCCCAGGCUUGCUAAGAAUGGGUCAUUCUUGCAGCUGAGGGUCCAAUCAGUGCCCAGGACUUUCUUCCACCAGCCGAAAGGGCUUCCAUGCAUAUGUCCCUGGCUUUAGUUUUGGCCAUGUCAAGGACGCAGAGUUCAAGAUUCCCUCAGAAUGUCUUGCACGUAGUAGUUUUCAAACCACUUGACUUGGUUUGACCCCUGCCCUUUGUGGGAGCCUCACAACUUGUGGAUAACCCUAGCUUCUAGCAGCUGGCUGUCCCCCCCCUGGGGACUGGGGACUCUGCCUGUCAGAAUCCUGCUUGAAGGUGGAUUUCCUUUCUCCUUCGAGAAGAGUUCUUGCUUGAGCAAGCCCUCCCAGGAGCCCACCUGACUUCUGAAUACACAGUCCUCCCCAAGGCCA